AUGUCGCAGCCUCCAGGAACCUAUCUCAUUGAGGAUCUUUACCGAGAUGCUAAAGUCAUUCUUCAACCUCGACCAUCCAGCGAUCCCAAUGAUCCCCUGAACUGGCCGAGAUGGCGGAAGCAGGUCAACUUCGCCCUCGUGUCCCUUUACGUCCUCUUGGUCUACGCCAUGAUUGACGUCGUCACCGUCACAUGGUCCUCGAUGAACUUGGAUCUUGGCUUUAGCUACGAAAUCCUCAACGAUAGCUACGCCGCAGGUUGUGGAGCGCUUUGUGUGGGCGGCGUCUUGUUUCUGCCAUUUGCCUUGAAGUAUGGCCGCCGGCCUGUCUACAUCCUGAGCUUGCUUAUCCAAGCGGGGGUGAGUAUCUGGUCCGCAAAGCAACAGAACGUCGCCGAUCUCGUGCUAGUCAACACCUUGUGCUGCUUGGUCGGUGCGUUGGCGGAGGUCAUGGCACAGAUGACCGUGGUGGAUAUCUUUUUUGUGCAUCAACGUGGCCGGAUGAACAGCUUCUAUGUCUGGACUCUCACCAUCGGAUCAUCUUUAGCCCCCCUGGCCGCCGGUUACGUGACGGGGUCACAGGGCUGGCGAUGGGUCUGGUGGUGGAUGGCCAUCUUGCUUGGAGGCUGCGCUCUAGUCUUCUUCUUUUGUUAUGAAGAGACGAAAUAUGAAGGCCACAUGAUUCUCGGCAUCCCGCAGACCAGCCAUGCCCGUGAGCAAGCUGAUCCAGUGGCCGAGACCGAAGACGCAAAGCCAGACCCCUCGUGUGUCGUCGAUGUCGAACCUCCGACCGAUCACGAGCUUGAAGACCCUGCUUCCGAAGUCAGGAUCGACCCGACAAUACCAAAAAAGUCGUACAGAAGUCGGCGGGCUCUCUGGACCUCUUCACCGACAUCUCUGCGUUCCUUAUUCAGACAUAGCUACCAGCCAUUCCUUAUCCUGGUCAACAUCCCUGCCGUGUCCUACAUGGCCAUUCUGAACGGAGCGACGACAUCUGCCGCACUCAUUCCCAUCACGGUCUAUUCAACAUACAUGACCUUGCCGCCCUACAAUUUCAGUCCCGAGCAGAUUGGGCUUCUCGGAAUUCCCGCCUUCGUCGGCACCAUGCUGGCCGCCCUCAUCUGCGGGCCUCUCAGCGAUUGGAUGAUCCUUCGCCUGGCGAAACGAAACCAUGGCAUCUAUGAGCCCGAGAUGCGGCUUUGGCUGAUCUUGGCCUUCACUCCGUUUGUGGCCGCCGGACUGUUGAUGUUUGGUAUUGGUCUCAAUAACGGCCUGCCAUGGCCUUUUGUGUGCGUGGGUCUUGGAUUGGCCGCGUUUGGGGCCACCCCGGCCAACGGUCUAUCGUUGACCUAUCUGACCGAUGCCUACGGUGAGAUAAUCUGUGACUCCCUUAUCGCGGUCGUCUUCGUCAAGAAUCUUUUUCCGACGAUUCUGGUGUUUGCGUUGACUCCGUGGAUUGAAGGGGUGGGACUGUCGAAUGUCUUCAUCACCGUAGCGGUCAUCGUCGCCGCCAUCCUGCUCGGGAACUUCAUCUUCAUCAUGUUUGGCAAGCGUUUCCGUAUCAGAUGUGCGGCAAAGUAUCGUUCCUAUGCGGGGCAUGCUUUGAAAGGGGAGUAG
This is a messenger RNA of Capronia epimyces CBS 606.96, 1614 nucleotides long. RefSeq lists its product as uncharacterized. Bases 1 to 1614 code for a protein of 537 amino acids. Gene Ontology annotation, biological process: transmembrane transport. Gene Ontology annotation, molecular function: transmembrane transporter activity. The record is from RefSeq and is a predicted model, not a curated record. The transcript is spliced from 5 exons. Lineage: Eukaryota; Fungi; Ascomycota; Eurotiomycetes; Chaetothyriales; Herpotrichiellaceae.